AUGGGCAGCCAAUCACAUGUGCUAGUCGUAUCAUUUCCAGCACAGGGCCAUGUUGUGCCACUUAUGAAGUUGUCUCACCAGAUUGCUGAUCAAGGGAUCAAGGUCACAUUUGUUAGCACUGAGUUCAUAAUUGCAAGAUUAACAACAACAAUGCCAGUGAACGGCCUGAUAAGGCUAGUCUCAUUCCCAGAUGGUCUAGAACCUGGGGAUGAUCGAACUGAUGCUCUUAAACAGAUAAAUAGUUUUCAAGAAGUUAUGCCAGGUCAUUUCAAGGACUUGAUUGAGAAAAGUAACAAAUCUUAUGAUGAUCGGAUUAGUUGUGCCAUUGCUGGGAUAUCAGUUGUGUGGGCAUUUGAAGUUGCUGAGAAGAUAGGAAUUAAAAGUGCUGCAUUUAGGCCUGCUGGACCAAUAACCCUGGCCUUUACACUCCGGAUCCCAAAGCUACUUGACACCUCUAGUCUCUCCAUUUCACUUGAAAUGAAGAAAGUUCAUUUCACGGUUAAAAUUUUAUUUUAA
This is a messenger RNA of Quercus robur (English oak), 516 nucleotides long. Its product is annotated as UDP-glycosyltransferase 83A1-like. The record is from RefSeq and is a predicted model, not a curated record. The transcript has a single exon. Lineage: Eukaryota; Viridiplantae; Streptophyta; Magnoliopsida; Fagales; Fagaceae. Bases 1 to 516 code for a protein of 171 amino acids.